Messenger RNA from Cercopithifilaria johnstoni, 1506 nucleotides. The record is from the annotation of a GenBank genome assembly. Lineage: Eukaryota; Metazoa; Nematoda; Chromadorea; Rhabditida; Onchocercidae.
AUGACAGCUGAGGUGCAACCAACAGCUCUUUUGGGUUCUGCCCGAUUUAACCUUGCGCUAGUAGGAUUUCUCGGUUGUGUGGCUAUUUAUGCUUUACGUACCGAUGUUAGUUUUGCAAUCGUUUGUAUGGUUAAUAGUACAGCGGUGGAUAUGUUAUCUGGUGAUGGUGGUACUAAUGUGAAGAAGGCUACAACAUGCGCAUUACAAAAUGAUAGUGAAUCAAUCGAAAAGGAUACGAUUAUGGGUAAUUUGGUUUGGGCGAAAGAUAUACAAGGAUAUGUAUUAAGCGCAUUUUUUUGGGGCUAUAUAAGUAGCCAAAUUCUUGGUGGUUAUUUAGCUAAUCAAUAUGGUGGUCGUUUAGUGAUCGGUUUUGUGGUUUUGGGAAGUUCAAUUCUUACGUUAUUCAGUCCAUUAGCUGCAAAAAUGAGCGUUUUUGCAUUCAUCGCUGCUCGAGCUCUGAUAGGCUUUAUGCAGGGUGCUGUAUUUCCUGCGUUCCAUUCUAUGUGGUCAAUGUGGGCACCUCCACUGGAAAGAAGUUUAUUAACCGGACUAACAUAUGCAGGUGCACAAAUAGGUAACACAAUUGUGCUGCCAUUGUCCGGUUUACUUUGCAAGUAUGGAUUUGCAGGUGGUUGGCCAUCAAUCUUUUACGUUAUCGGUACGGCCGGUAUUUUAUGGUGCUUUUUGUGGUUCUUCUAUGCUUCGGAUCGACCUUCUUCUAGUAAACGUAUUUCAAAAAGGGAGCUCAAUUAUAUUGAAAAUUCAUUGGCUGAUAUAUUGGCAUCAGAUUCCAAGAAGAAAAGAGCAGUUCCAUGGCUUGAAAUAUUCAAAUCACUUCCGGUUUGGGCAUUAUUUUGUGGUCAUUUUGCUGGUGAUUGGGGUGCUUACAUUAUGAUGACCAGUCUUCCGAUAUUCAUGAAUGAUGUUUUGGGACUCGAUUUUGCUUCGCUUGGAUUUUUGACAGCAGUUCCAUACAUUGCAUACUUCAUAUUUAUUAAUUUGGGCUGUUUUAUCGCAGAUAAAUUGCAAAAUGCGAAUAUCUUAUCAACUAUUGCCACUCGACGUCUUGCUAUGAUCGUUGCACUUGGAAGUCAAGCUGUAUUUCUGAUAGCUAGCGGUUAUUGUGGCUGUGGUCAAGAAAUUCUGGUGAUCGUCUUCCUCACUCUUGGUAUUGGCUUAUCCGGAAUACAGUAUGCCGGUUUUGUGGUCAAUUAUCUCGAUAUUGCACCAACAUUCGCUGGACCUAUAUUAGGUAUAGGAAAUACAUUAUCAUGCAUCGCUGGGAUCAUCAGUCCAGUAUUGGUUGGCAAACUUACUCCCACGGGUUCACAACAAGAAUGGCAAUUAGUUUUCUGGAUUACUGGCGGAGUGCUAUUAGCUGGUACUAUCAUUUUCUGUUUGUUUGCUAAGGGUGAAGUACAGCAAUGGGCAUUAAGUGAUGUUGAGAAAGUGAAGAAUUGUGAAUUGGAGAAAAGGACACUUAAUACAUCGGAGAGUUCACCGUAA